Toxorhynchites rutilus septentrionalis is the source of this 2497-nucleotide messenger RNA. RefSeq names its product esterase E4-like. The transcript is spliced from 5 exons. The record is from RefSeq and is a predicted model, not a curated record. Bases 265 to 1983 code for a protein of 572 amino acids. Lineage: Eukaryota; Metazoa; Arthropoda; Insecta; Diptera; Culicidae.
AGCGAUUCGAAGUCGGUGCCCAUCCUAAUGAUUGAAUCAAAACAAUUUCCCAUGCUACACGAAUGCUCAAUUUUGCGACGAAUCAACACAGCCGUAUGUGAGCAUUAUUUGAACUUGAACUUCACUCAGACAGUACAUGGUCACACUUCACACUUUCGAUUGGAAGGCCCAUCACUGAUUGUCUGGCGUCUGGAGAAGUUCAUUUGAGAUCGGAUCACUAUCGUGAUCGUCAGUUGUGUUUGAUCAGUUCCAAAGGCAACAGCAAUGAAUAUGUUGAUAGUGAUUUUUUGUGUCGUUGUUUUAUUCUUCGGAGCUAGCUUACAACUGGAGCCAUGUGUGGUGAAGCUCGAUUCCACAAGCUACGGAGUGGGAAUUCUCAACUCCACCUUUUCGGGUGUGUCACAUUGUGUUUAUCUGGGUGUUCGUUACGCGGAAGCUCCCAUCGGACGGCUGAGAUUCAAAAAUCCAGUCCUUCAUGUUCCAAGUGGAGCCCAAAAUUACACAGUGGUAGGUAAUAUAUGCACGCAGGAAAAUCAUUUCCACUCACCGACGGACAUAAUUGGAGAUGAAGACUGUCUGUUCCUUAACAUCUACUCUCCGCUGGUCGCGAUAGACGCUGGUCAGAAUGUGAAGUAUCAAGUGCUUGUAUUCGUCCAUGGCGGAACAUUCGCAGUAGGACACAGCCUCGUAGACACUGGCAGCGGAGUGGAUUUACUGGUCGAAAGCGGCAUUCUGGUGGUAACCAUAAAUUACAGAUUAGGGCCCCAUGGAUUUCUACGGUAUCCGGAGUUGAACAUCACUGGAAAUUACGGUAUCAAAGAUCAGCGAGAAGCAUUGCGAUGGGUUCAGAGAUAUGUGAAGUUCUUCGGAGGAGAUCCCCAACGAGUGACUCUAAUGGGACAGAGUGCUGGAGCGGGAGCAGUUACCGCGCUCCUAUAUGCUGAGAGUGCGCGAGGAUUGUUCCAACAGCUGAUUGCCAUUGGAGGCAGUACUCUCGCUCCUUGGGCCCGGAACUACAACUUCGGAAGCUUCGCCGAGAAACUCGCCUCGAAUCUAAACGUUACUUCCCUCGAGCAGUUCCAGGAAGUAGAUUCCAAGCUUUUAUUCAAUAUCACUUACAAUUUUAUAGGAUAUUUCACAAUGUUCUAUGGGGUGUUCCUCCCAACGGUGGAAGAAGACGACGAACCAGAUGCAUUAUUAACAGGUUUACCCCACAAGAAUGUUCUUAAUAAGCCAGUAAAUCAGGUUCCAAUUCUUAUGGGUCAAACGGCGACCGAAUUCGAGCUGCUCCUUUUCUAUGCCGAUUUCCUGUAUAUGGGAGAUAACUAUCCCAAUAAUGAAAACGAAACAAUAAAGACCAAUAUAGCCAAGUUUAUAGCGUACGCGGAGCAGUAUUUAGAAGAUCCGGAGUUCUACAAAAAAUUUGCCAAUAUGGCCAACAUGUGUUAUCCCAUAAAAAAGUUUUUGAAGCAGCUUUCCAAACAACUGGAUACAAAUCCGAUCUACUACUACCGUUUCGAGUUCGAUGGUCGGUUUGGAUACUACAAAAAUGGAUACUACAAGUCAAGAACAAACGGGAGUCGGUAUGGUGCAGUGCAUGGAGAUGAUCUGGGUUAUAUUUUCACGCCAUAUGUUGUGAAGGCGGCUUUGCAGAACCGAAGCGAAUACCGCAGGGAGUGGAAGGUCCACGAGCGCACGGUGGAAUUGCUGUCUAACUUUGUCAAAUACGGGAACCCUACACCGAAGGAGAGCAAAUUGUCAAACAUCGUGUGGCCAGCUUACAACGAAAACGCUACGAGGCCGGUAUAUCUGAACAUCGAUGAAACGUUCGAGAUUAGGCAGGAUGACGAUGUGGACAAUAGGUUCUACAACAUGUGGGAUAAAAUCUACCACUGUUUGUACUACUAUGAAUGUGAUUCUUUCAACUAUGAGUGGGGAGAUUCGGAAAAUGAUGAAAUCGAUAACACUAUAAACAAUGAGUAGUAACCAUUGUUAAAUUAUGUAGAAUUGUUAGGCAUCAUAUUUUUAAAUUAUGUUAAAUUAUGUAGAAUUGUUAGGCAUCAUAUUUUCCGAUAUGUCUAGCAAAGUUGAGUAUUUUUUCUGACCCAUCCCCUUAAAAUGUGCUCAUAUGGAAUCUGAGAUAUAUGUUUUAUUUCUAUUGAGGAAUUCAAUUUAUGACUUCUCGCACACCGAGUGGACAAAUGUGGGCUCCCAUUCCAAUCGUAAAAUCUACCAAACUGAAAUGAGAACAAUGAAGUUUGACUUCUCGCAGAAUUCAAUUUAUAGUAAGACUCUUUCUAUGUGUUUACCAAUCAGUGUGAUUCAUGAUCCAAAAUGCUUGUUUCCACAUUUUCAGGGUUAUCCUAAAAAAAAUUCACUUCUGAAAAUACUUGUUUUGUAUUUAUAAAAAAAAAAGAAAGUUCGUGUCCAGGACACAAUCGCAGUGUUGAUUUAGGACAACGAAAUUAUCGCCGAAGAGAAUAAACAUUAUAAAAAU